GGUGAGUCUGGUCUGGUCUUGUCUACGUAGUUCACAUCAUCCUUUAAGACGUUAACUCCAAGUUCACAAGCUUUUCUUAGCUAUGGAUUUUUGGCAGAGGGCGAGAGCCUUUGCUGAAGAAGCAGCAAAGAAAUCACAAGAACUCACAAAAGAAGCAGCGAAGAAAUCUCAAGAACUCACCAGAGGAGCAUCCAAGAUAUCCGAUAUCGUCUCAGAGACCGCCAAGAGAUCGAAGGAAAUUGCUGCAGAGGCUACCAAGAAAGCCGAUCAGAUUAAGGUUGAAGCAUUGAAACGAGCGGACCAGAUCAAGACCCUCGCCGAGGGGAUCUCUCCUCAGUUUCCCGUUUCUGCUAUUUCACUCAUCGAUUCUUCGUACGCUGACCCUUCCUCGUCAGAUCUUGAGAAAUUUGGCGUUACUGAUGAGCUGCGAGAGUUUGUGAAAGGAAUUACACUUAGCACAUUUCAGGAUUUUCCCAUGGAAGAUAAGCCAGAAACCGCUGAUGUCCCCACAGUCUCAAAUGUCAGACAGGAUCUUACAGAGUGGCAAGCAAGACAUGCAACUCUGGUUCUCUCUACAGUCAAGGAAAUUUCUAGGUUAAGAUAUGAUUUAUGCCCACGCCUCAUGAAAGAAAAGAAAUUCUGGAGGAUAUAUUUUAUACUAGUGAACAGUCAAGUGGCUCCAUAUGAGAAACAGUACAUGGAGGAGGUUAAGCUGAAAGGCUUAGAGCAGGCUAAAGAUGAUAAAGCAAAAGACGCUACACCAGUUGGAACUAUUUCUAAACAGGACAAGACAGAAACAAACCGGCCUAAUAGGGCUUCAUCAUCUACUGAGCAGGAUUUGGAUGUAUUUCUCCUAGGAGAUCUUGGAAGUAGUGAUGAGGGUCCAGAUGAUGGAGAUGAGGACUUUGACGAUGACUUUGAUAAGAUUGACAACUCGGAUGAAGAAGACGAGAAGCAGUUGAAGAAGACAACAUCAACAGGAUAAAGCGCUGUUUGGUAAAAGCAUUGAACUCUGAAAUAUUAUAGAAGAUGAUAUCAGUACUGGUUGAAAUGGGGCUGUAUGGCUGAUGUGGCAUUAGGGAUGCACUCUGUUCUCUUCGUUACUUGAGGUUCCCAUGAGAGACAUGUGGAGAAGGGCUAGAGCCUUGCGUUCUUUGUACAAUCUACCUGAUGUCCUUGUUAAAUUCUCAUUCAAGCCUGUGUUUUCUUAUAGUUCCAAGUGUCCUUACAUUAAUUCUGAGACUGUCCUAUGUUACUUAUUGUAUACUCCAGUUUUUUAUUGGUGCUGAUAGAUUCAACUAAAAAAAAAAACGGAUCAUUGGCUCUGGUGUAACUGUGUAAGAUAUCAAUUUUCUACCAACAUUUUAUAUACAAGCCCGUUUGAUCUUUCUAACA
Molecule: messenger RNA, 1395 nt
Organism: Macadamia integrifolia
Lineage: Eukaryota; Viridiplantae; Streptophyta; Magnoliopsida; Proteales; Proteaceae
Exons: 6
Coding region: 83-985 (300 amino acids)
Source: RefSeq, a predicted model, not a curated record